CACACAUCAUACAUCUAGACAUUAUCCGUCUGCAGUAUUAGUUCAUAAUCUUCAUCUCUGUCGAAUAGAGUGUCUGAUACCCUUCCCUUGAGAGCACAUCACUCUUCUCAGUGCAACCUCAAUCAAUACCUAUCUAUACAACCACCCACACCUACAUCUCAUACACACAACAAGCAACUUACACGAUGCAACCAUCAAUGCGUCUGCGUGUUGCCGCAGGGGUACCACACCCGGUUACUCCAAUGAUCCCGAAGGGCGGUGCAGUGGCCUCAAAAAUCCUCUUGCCAACAGUCGCCUGGUUAGGAGCCGCCGGUCUCGUCGGUCUAUACGUAUCCAAACAACUCCACCAACGUUCCGUCGGCUUCGACGACAUAUUCGCCCAGCAGAAUACACCAGAGGUAGAGGAGGCUCGGAAAAAGGGUCUCUUAGUUGAUCAAUUCGGCGAUCCGCGCAACAGUCUGCUGAAUGUGCUAGGUUGGACCAAAUGAAUGCAAUGCGUACAUACCAAAAUGUGAUGGACGUCGUGAAUGUUUAGAGGCUUAUCAGUCGGUUUUCUAUGUUGAGCAUAUCAGGGUUGGUGUUUUUAAUUAAGGAGUCGUGAUAUUAUCAAAAAGGCCCAAACCAUAGUUACGUUGUUAUAAUUCAAUAUUAUAUAAUUGCAUACCAUGAACCUUGAAUCCUCGCAUGGAAUUAAAUGUUUUA
This is a messenger RNA of Xylaria bambusicola, 702 nucleotides long. RefSeq lists its product as uncharacterized. The coding region runs from base 186 to 488 and encodes 100 amino acids. The record is from RefSeq and is a predicted model, not a curated record. Lineage: Eukaryota; Fungi; Ascomycota; Sordariomycetes; Xylariales; Xylariaceae. The transcript is spliced from 2 exons.